GCGCCGCGCCGCUUACUACUUAUCUAUAUAUCUGCUUACAUCUGUCACGUUUUUAUACGUUUAUUUUGUUAAUAAAUUUAGCACAAUAAUAAUGAAUUAGUAAAUAACUGUAUCCAUAUUCGAUCUAAAUGAAUCAUCUACGUUAUUCUGUAGUGUCUAGUAUAAUAGACACUAUAUAAAAUUUAUUAAAAAUGGAUCAACAAUUUUCAUUGUCCUGGAAUAAUUUUCACGGAAAUCUGACUAAAGGAUUUGCCAGUUUACUGGGUAAAGGAGAAUUUGUCGACGUGACUAUUGCCGUAGAAGGCCAUGUUCUACAAGCACACAAAGUCAUAUUAUCAAUAUGUUCACCAUAUUUCAAGAAAAUGUUUCAGAUGAAUCCGUGUCAACAUCCAAUUGUUGUCCUAAGGGAUAUUACAUACAAAGCCAUGAGAGAUCUAUUACUGUUUAUGUACCAUGGAGAAGUCAGUGUGAAACGAGAAGAUCUCACUAGUUUUAUAAGUACAGCAGAAGUAUUGCAAAUCAAAGGAUUGACAAAUAAAGAGACUGAAGAAGAUACUGAGAAAGAACAGGAAUUACCAAAACAUGCAACUGAAAAUAACAUUACUGAUGGGGAUUCACAUAUAUCAGACACAUUUGAUACAAAUGCAAACUUAAAUGAUGAAACAACUCAAAACAAUGACCUAGAUGUGCUGAAACAUAGACAGUUCAUAGAAAAGCUACAAAAAUUCAGUAAUUUAAAAAGAAAAUCAGAUGAAUUCAUUCAAAAAAGUUACUAUUCUGAUAUUCUAAAUCCAGAAAAGAAGCCUAAGAUUAAAGAAAAAUCGCCAUAUAACCAACAAAGCAAUCACAUGUUACAAAGUAACAAUUAUGAAAACUUGAAAAGUUUUUAUGAAGACAGAAAUGAUAUUUCAACGUUCAAAUCACAAGUACCAAAUACUUGUAAUUCAGAGGCAGAAAUAAAUGAUAAGAGUAAAGACCAAUCACCUUCCAAUAAUUCGCUUGAUGUAAAAACUGAAUGUGAUGAUAUGGACAUCAUAGUAACAGAUCCUGCAGUUUGCACCACUCCAAAGAGUUAUGAUGGGUCUAGAGACGGAAAAAAAGAUGCAACACUUCCUGUAGACUACCAAUCUCCUCAAGACAAUUGUACCAGUCUAAACUCAUUAUUCAUCGACCUAAAAAACUUAGUGAAUGGUAAGGUGACUAACAACAUGUCGAGAACUAACGUGAAUGAAGAAUUUCUGAGGCCAACAAUGGAUCAUCGGUUAAUAACGAUUCCUCAGAAAGAAGAUGGAAAAAAGAAGUACCCACAACGCUCAUGUCGGCUUUGCUGGAAAAUAGGCAAAAGAAGGGACACCCGAUUCAUGUGUAGUGCUUGCGAGCUACCUUUCUGCAAGUCACCAUGCUUUGAGAUACAUUUCAAUGACGUAUUAAAAAUAUCUCAGUUGCAGGGCGAUUAUUAUGCAACUUAAAGCUCUCUUUGCUCAUUUUUUCAAAAUUAUAUUUUUGUAAGAUUGGUAAUAUAUAAGAGAAUAUUUAAAAAUCACGUGAUAAAAAGCUAGUAUUUAAAAAUAUAUGAAUUUUAUACAUGAACAAAAAUUGAAUCAUAGAUUCUGAUGUAGUGGGGACCAAAUAAAAAUUUACAAUUAACAAAUUAAUCUGCAAAUAUAAUAUAUGUUUACUAUCAUAUAAAUUUUAAAAAGGCACUAUUUGAUAAAUCAAAAUAAAAAAUUUAAUAUAAAAAUUUAGAUUUAUACAUAGUUAUAAAAACAUAAUGACAUACAUUUGCCAUAAUUUAAUCUUGAAGCACAAUAAGUUAAGUAUCUAGCUGUGAUAAUGGAAAUCUGCUCUCAAGUGCCAAUCAAUAAAACUUUCUAUGACAUGUGAAAUUUAUGAGUAAUAUAUUAUUUUCUAUUUUGGUCUGUGCCAUGAGUUAUUACCAUAAUUAUAGGUAGACUUUUUUAUUGCUCAUAUUCUAGUCUAUUUAUUAUAUUAAUGUAGGAAUUUAAUUCUGUAUUUUUUAAACAUUUGUAUUAUGUUAAUUAGAAUAGUGAGCUUGUUUCAAUAUUGUAAUAAUUGUCAUGUUUUUUUUUUUACAUUUAUCUUAUGCAUGACCAAGUUGAGAAUUUACUUAAAUAAUUAUUAUGAUCUCCGAUAGUGUUUUUAGUAUUACUUUAAAGUUAAUAUAUGGAGAUUACAUUCCUAAUAAAAGAAAAGACACCAUUUGUUUCUACUCCAUAACAUGAAAAUAUCUCUGUAUUGAAAUUGUAAUCUUGGAAAUUAUUUUUUAUACUUAAUGCUUUGUGUGACAUUAUGCUGCGUGUGAUUUUGAAUGAUUACAACAUAUAAGAAUGUAUUUUUAUAUCUAUAUUUAAUUAAAGGAUUACAAACAAUAA
Molecule: messenger RNA, 2393 nt
Organism: Galleria mellonella (greater wax moth)
Lineage: Eukaryota; Metazoa; Arthropoda; Insecta; Lepidoptera; Pyralidae
Product: transcription regulator protein BACH1-like
Exons: 4
Coding region: 192-1469 (425 amino acids)
Biological process (GO): regulation of transcription by RNA polymerase II
Cellular component (GO): nucleus
Molecular function (GO): protein binding
Source: RefSeq, a predicted model, not a curated record